UUGGCUUUGAUCUGGGAUACACAAACCUAACCUGCUCGGUAGCGGGUUAGCCUCAGCGGUUGUAUUGAGCGUCGUAGGACGGCAUAUUCGGAUUUAAACCUCAGACUUAUUCAGGAUAAGGAUAAAUUCCGCUUCGUAGUACCGGUACCGGAAGAGUUGCGCCGAUGGCCUUCUCGUCAAAACAUUGUUGUUUUGACGACUGACGUCCUCAUGGAGAAUUUGCGAGUGUUGACGUCAGACACGACUUCCUAUUAGCAAACACGUUUGCCGUUAGCUUAGCUAGCAUGGCGUCCUCGGCGGGUCUCGGCACCGCUGGCUCCGCGGGAAGGCCGCCGCCUCGCCCGCCUCCUCCCGCCGGUGUCAUGGUGGAGUCUGUGGACGACGCGGAGGGACUGUACGUGGCCGUGGAGCGGUGCCCGCUGUGCAGCACCUCUCGCCGCAGACUGACGUGUGCCCGCUGCGUCCAGGCCGGAGACUUUGCCUACCUGGACGCCAGGAACACGGAAAGGUACGCAGACAAGAUGGCGCGGCUGAAGAUGCUGAAAGAGGAGGAGCAACAGCUGCAGCAGAGCGUGGUCCGCGCCAUGCACAGGAAGCUGCAGAGCGAUGAGAUGAAGUGGAAAAUGAUGGCGUGCACCAUAAAGAUGGAGCAGCUGAAGGAGGCGCUGGUGUGCGCUCACGAGGAGGUGAAAAGCGACAAAGAGCUGCUGCUGCGCUCUCAGGACGAGUGCCAGCGGCUGCAGCGGCGCGCCGGGCGCCAUCAGCUCAAGCAGGACAAGAUCGAACGCCACAACCGCCGCCUGGGCGAGCUACUGGAGCGACGCAAGCACGAGCUGCACGAGCGACUGAGUCAGCUGGCGGCGCUGCGGCGAGACCACAUCGUGGAGCUGAGUGCGCACAUCUUCCCCACGCGGGAGGAGAAGGCAUGCAGCAGAGAUCCCGCUGAUGUGGCGGCCGAGUGCGACACGGCGUUGACGUCCAGCACGGUCAGUGAGCUAGCCGAGGCCCGCAGAACCACCUACCUAUCAGGUCGUUGGAUCUGGGACGACCAGAACGGCGAGACCAGCAUCAGCAUCACGAGUCCCGCCGUCACGCUUCCCAGCAACGGCGAUUGCUCCGCCUAUUACAGCUGGGUGGAGGAGAAGAGCACCAAUCAAGAGCCAGAAAUGGACCACAUCAACCCCGCCCACACCAUCAGCGCCGCGUUGUGCUACGCCACCCAGCUCAUCACCAUUUUGUCGCACAUCCUGGACGUCAACUUGCCCAAGAAGCUGUGCAACAGCGAAUUCUGCGGCGACAACCUGAGCCGGUACCGCUUCACUCGGGCCCUGAACAAACUCAACACCAACCUGCUGCACCUCUGCUUCUCGCAGCAUGUGGACAGCGACAAACUCCACCCCCACCACACCCUCCGGAACAUCAUGUUCCUCGUCUCCCCCGACAACACUAACCUGGGCAGAACGGGGCCAUUCGAGGUGAGCGCCGACCUGGAAGAGUCCAUGGAGUUUGUGGAGCCGGAAGCGUCCGGACCGACGGAGGAGAGCGGAGACGAAGCCGUCACGGAUGAAGAGACGGAUCUCGGGACAGACUGGGAGACGGUUCCGAGUCCGCGCUUCUGCGACAUCCCAUCACAGCCGAUGGAGCUUUCUCAGAGCACGCUGCAGGUGUCGCAGCCGUCCGUCAACACGGGAGGAAUGAUCUCGUCUGCCGCCGCUUCCGUCACGUCCUGGUUCCGUGCGUAUACGGGCCAACGCUGACCGGGCUUGAACUUUGGGUCUACCCGUUGCGCUUCCUCAGAACUCGGAAGUCAGAUCAAGACUGACACUUUUUUUUUGGAAGAACAGAGGUUAGAGGUCACUUUGGAUCUGUGAGGACGACGCCUUCGACAUCGCCAUGGUGACCGCUUCCUACCUUUGUCUUCUUCUAGGGUGGUUACCAUGGCGACGUUGUUUCCAAGCACCAUCAUUAAUUGUGAGAGUUUUAGCAAUCAACAACGACACUGACAUGAGCUUGGAUGGUUGUGCGUUGCCAUGAUAUGUUCUGUAAAAUAAAUGUUUUUACUUCAAAGUUGAAAAAAAACUCUAAAGCGGUGUACUUUACUCACGGUACUGUAGUCCUGCUGUAGUUCUAGUAUAGUGACGUUUAGCAUUUGAAACAAUUGGAAUUGUACUAUUAACACUGGCAUUAAAAAAUGGGAAAUGGGUCCCACAUGAACAAAAAAAUAUAUAUUUAUUAUGUAUACAGAUACAUUGAUUAAGGCCUGUUUAUAUUUG
Doryrhamphus excisus (bluestripe pipefish) is the source of this 2273-nucleotide messenger RNA. It is a transcript of the gene atg14, whose product is annotated as autophagy related 14. Gene Ontology annotation, cellular component: extrinsic component of phagophore assembly site membrane; extrinsic component of omegasome membrane; phosphatidylinositol 3-kinase complex, class III. The record is from RefSeq and is a predicted model, not a curated record. Gene Ontology annotation, biological process: mitophagy; autophagosome membrane docking; cellular response to starvation. Lineage: Eukaryota; Metazoa; Chordata; Actinopteri; Syngnathiformes; Syngnathidae. Gene Ontology annotation, molecular function: protein-membrane adaptor activity; phosphatidylinositol 3-kinase regulator activity.